This is a messenger RNA of Postia placenta MAD-698-R-SB12, 1101 nucleotides long. RefSeq lists its product as hypothetical. The coding region runs from base 1 to 1101 and encodes 366 amino acids. NCBI's taxonomy places the organism in Eukaryota, Fungi, Basidiomycota, Agaricomycetes, Polyporales, Adustoporiaceae. The record is from RefSeq and is a predicted model, not a curated record. The transcript is spliced from 9 exons.
AUGCCGCAGAUCGCGUUUGGUACCGGCUCAAAGUGGAAGGGACAGGAUGUCACGGACUAUGUAACGAACGCCAUAGAGACUGGCUUCUCUCACAUAGACACUGCACAGUUCUAUGCCAACGAGGAGAGUGUCGCGGCCGCUAUCCGUGAGACUGGACUUGACCGCUCCGACGUCCCUAGCAGCUCACUAUGCCCGCCGUCCAACGACCAACCCCACUGCGCUUCUAUCCAACCGCCGCCGCUGCCAGUGCUUCAGAGCAGCAACCAGGGCGCGAAUCGUCCGCGCCGUCGCACACCGUCGAUUGAUCCCACACCGCCCGCGCCGUCGAACCACGCCGCACGCACACACAACGCACGCGCCGUCGAAUCACGCCGCACGCACAAACGACAGCAGGCUGAGUCGGUGCGUGCUGCUUCUGUCCCGCGCCGUCUCACUCAUUCCGCUGCCAGCCGUCCACUUAAUCGACGUAUCCUACUCACAUGCACUCCCCGCUAUCUAACCGUCGGCCAUCCCGCAUCUCCCGUGUUUUGCACGCCCCGCCCCGCUCGCAGCCCGACGUCCCGGCAUCUAGACGACGACCCCCACCCGCGACAGCGUCCUCCCGCUACCAGUGCUUCAGACCGGGGACGCGCACGCGGGUCGUCCACGUCGUCGCAGCGAGAUGACGUGAACGCCUACAGAUCGCACAUUGUAGACGCGACGUUCUGGCCGACCGGCCCUCAUCACCUACGCAGCCGCGGGCCAAACAUCUACCACCGACCGCCCGCCUCGUUCAAUCCGCUCAGCCGCGACGACGGUCCUCCGCGCUCCUGCACCUCAUUGACACCAUUAGCUCCGUUAGCUUGGCAUCACCGCACGCAUGCAUGCAUCACUCACCCCGCGUACUCGUGGCGUACACAUGUCCGGGCGCGCAGCACAGCGGAAGACGAGUCGCAAAUCACACAGGAUUCUCUGACGACGUCCACCUUUAAAUCCCUCACACGCUUUCCCGGCCUGUUGCCAUUCCCACGACUGCCGCCCGGACAUCUCGCAUCGGCUGCUGCGUCGCUCAAUGGUUACUACUCGCCCAAAAUCAUGACGGCAGCGCCCCCGCGUACCUAG